GGAGCGCGCAGGGAGCGCGCAGGGAACGCGCAGGGAGCGCGCAGGGAGAGCGCAGGGAGAGCGCAGGGGCGCGGGCAGCGCUGCCGGCCCCGCGCCCGGCCCCGCCGGCCGCCCCGCGCCGCCGAUGCUGUCGGUGCCGGUGCCGGUGGCGGGCGCGGGGGCGGCGCGGGGCGCGGGCUCCCUGCCCCGCCGGCGCACCAUGUGCAGCGGUGUCGGCUGCUUCUGGGCGCUGCUCUCCGCCGGCCUCCUGACCGCCUGUGCCGCCGCCUUCCUCUCGCCGGCCUGGCUGCUGCCUCCCGGCCGCGCCGCCGCCGGUUUCGGCUUGCUCUGGCGCUGCGCCGGGCCGCCCCGUGGCUGCCACGGCUCCGCCGGUCCCGGCGGCUUCGGAGACAUCCCCUCCGGUUCCUGGCAGACGAGUGCUGUGCUGUGUGCGGGUGGCUGUGCCCUGCUGGCCCUCAGCUCCCUGCUGGCCAUCGUUGCUGUCCUGCUGCCCGGCGGAGCCUGCGAGCGCCGAGUCUGCACCCUGGCUGGCUACAUACAGACAGCAGCAGUGUUCAUAAUGGCUUCUGGGCUUUUGGUUUACCCUUUUGGUUUCAACUCUGCUACUGUGAAGAGAUUCUGUGAGAACUCAGACAUCUACUAUGCAGGAGACUGCCAGAUUGGAUGGGGGUACAUGCUGGCAAUUGUUGGGGUCAUGUUGUCUGUCUUUUUACCAUUCUUUGCAAAAUAUGCACCAAAAGAGUACAUAUCUCCAACUCCAAUACCUACUAUUUUAUAGUAUUUUAUUACUGUUCAAGAACAGAACAUUCCUGUCUACAGUAAUGGGCAGAAAUUAUUAAAGCACUUCCAGCUGGCUGUGUUGCUAAAGAGAGGAGAGGAGACGGGGAAGAGAAGGUCAGAUUGACAAAGACCAAAAGUGCAUUGAAAGUCUUCCGUAAACGCGAGCAGCGAACACUCUGGAAUUGAAAUAGGAUUAAUCAGCAGCCUUUACACUGCUCUAAACAGAUAAUGGCAUACUGCCUUAGACAAAAAAAUAUAUCAGUUUAUCCUCAAAACAUCUGUCUACCUCCCAGUUUCUUUUGUGUCUCAAAACUGAGUCUUAAAAGCUUCAAUUCACUUUUGAUAUAUUGUGAAAUGUCAGAACUUUUAUGAACCCAGUAACUUUAAAAUCAAUAAUAUUUGUUACCAUUAUUUUCAUUAGUGAAAGAAGCACCUACUAGUAGCCACAGCCUAAAAUUAAGAUUGAUAGCUAAAAAGAGUUGUAUACAAGAAAAAAAGUUUCUUUUUAAUCUAUAUAAAUCUAUUAGCAACACCUGCAUAUUGUAAAUUCUGGGCACAGAUUUUACUUCUGCUCUAAUUGCCAAGAUAUAGAGAGAUCUUCACAGUCUUAGGUAAAAUUGAAAUUUCUUUUUUUGUGAGAGCUCCAACUACUUCCAAAAGCUCCAUGAUGAUUUAAUACUUUAACAACAGGAAAAAAAAAAAUCCUAAGAAUUUGUUUUCAGUAUUUCUUAAAUUAUAAUUCCAGGUGGACUUUAACAAAAUGUUUUGAACUAUGACAAGUGUAGAUUUUGGGUUUUGUUGUUUGAGGCUGAAAAGAAAAAAUCUCUGUUUACAAAAACACCUGUGCCCAAUAGCCCUUAUCUGUGGUGACAAUACAAGCCAGAAUGAACUAAUUCCAGUAUUUCCACUGCAAUUCAGAGUCCAGAUUGUGAAACAAAAAAGUGAAGCAAAAUGCUAUUGAACGUGACUAACAAAAAUCUGAUGCUAUGUCAGAACUACAAAUGGCCAUAUUUCAUUUGUAUGGAAAUUUUGUGAAGUCUGAUUUCCACAAUAGCACUGAAUUCAUUAUUAUCAAGCAUUGAAAUAAGUGCACUUGAUUGCCUUAAGCAAAAGAAACAUUGGGUUCUAAUCUCACACCACUGUUGUUUUUUCUCAUUUAAAAUAAAAAUUUAAUUCUAAUUCUAUUCUCAUCUUUUAUUUUCUAUUAUUUAUUAAAAGGAAAAAUCACAUAGGAUAUAUUUAAUUCAGAGCUGUACUUCUUAGUUUUGUAUUUUGGCACAAACCAGGUGAUCAAAUUUAUUAUUCUUCACUUAGCUGAGUCCAACUGAUUCCUGAAUUUUUAUUUUUUUAAUGGAAGGUGUACAUGAAGGGGCAGACAGAGACAUGUUGAGGAUGUGUAAGAAAAUGCAAACAGAACAAUCACUGUGUUAUUUUAAUAUACAUCAAAGACUUCUGCAGUCUUGUUUACAUUCCUCACCCUUCUAAACUUCAAUGGAAUGUUGCAUUGUUUUCCAAAAUACUUGUACUGUUGUUACAUUUCCAUGCACUCUAGAAGCAAAUUCUGAAUAUAAGCUUAACAAGUUCUUUGAAAAUACAGAUUCCAAUGCAGAAUUAAGCACACUGAGAAAGAAAGUAUGAGUGCUCUGCACUUUUGCUCACAGGGACUGAGAAAUUAAAUCUUCCAAAUAUUUAACAAAAUAGGUUGAAGGAAUGCCCUAAAGAAGAAUAAACUUCAGUCACUUCUGUAUGUUAAUGUGCUUUUCAGUGAUGUCUUACACUUUUUUUAAUGAAUGGCUGAGAUUGAUAAUUUUCAUGUAAGAGUCAGAAAAGUGAGGAAUAACAAACAACAUGCAAAAAGAAAAUAAUCACCACAAAGUAGAAAGACAGAGAUGCAGGCUUUUCUUUCCUAACCAACCUGUGCCUUUACACUAGAACCAUUAUACAAGACAGGAUCAAUAUGGUCAAGAAAAAAAAUCACCCAACAACUAAAAAAUGUUGAGUAGUGUGUAUAAACUGUAUUGAGUAGGGUUCUUUCUGUUUUGUGUAAUGUUUACGACUGUUCACUUAAUGUUCCACUAGAAAAAGUGAUUUGUUAGUGUCAAGUAGAAACUUCUCUUGCAAAGAUCUAAACACUUCCUGAAAAGUAAAAUUAUUUUAGAUUUUUAUUAACAGCCAUAACACACCUUGUAGACAAAGGACCUAUUCCUGUCAUUACUUAUUAACACAAGUUUCACAUGUGCAGAACUGGAAGCAUCAAUCACUUAACUGGAAUAAUUUUUAAAUUGCUGUUACAGCAGUCUCACAAUUCACAACACUGCUGUACCAAAACUUUUACUUCUUAAAGCUCAACUUCUGUUGUGCAAAUCAUCAAACUCUGCAUGCUGCAAUAUUCUGCACCUUUUACAAGCCAAGCUAAUGCUUCCUGCUGGAGCUUCCUUUAACAUUGUAAUAUUUAAAGGGAAUCAAACACAUGUACACAUCUACAACUGGAUUGGGAAAACCCUCCCUGAAGCAUCCAUGCUGUGAGCCCACUUCACACUGAAGAUGUGGUGACAGUUCCAGUGAUCCCUGCAGUAGUUAUUAAAGCACAUCCUUUAGAUCUCACCUGUUGCUGACAAUGCCUGUGCUCACACUGACAGAUCACUUUUUUAAAUAAAGACUGUCUGCGUGUUAAAUUGUGUAAAAGCGUUUUCCUGUUACAAUUUGCUGGACCGGGUUCAAGUUUUAUUCUAAAUAUAUAAUUUUUUAAGUGUAACUAAAAGCUGUAUUUUCCAUUAAUGUGUUUCUGCGUUGACUAGCUGGCUCCUUUUUAGAAUAUUAACUGUUUUCUGUAUUUGACUUGUUGGAUACAAUAUUUGAAUUAUUUUAAAUGUGAAAUUUCCAAUUGCCAACACUGUAUAAUAAAAUAAUAAAAAAAAAUCCCC
Messenger RNA from Poecile atricapillus (Black-capped chickadee), 3704 nucleotides. It is a transcript of the gene LHFPL7, whose product is annotated as LHFPL tetraspan subfamily member 7. Gene Ontology annotation, cellular component: membrane. The coding region runs from base 125 to 778 and encodes 217 amino acids. The record is from RefSeq and is a predicted model, not a curated record. The transcript has 3 exons. Lineage: Eukaryota; Metazoa; Chordata; Aves; Passeriformes; Paridae.